This is a messenger RNA of Thlaspi arvense, 573 nucleotides long. NCBI's taxonomy places the organism in Eukaryota, Viridiplantae, Streptophyta, Magnoliopsida, Brassicales, Brassicaceae. The record is from the annotation of a GenBank genome assembly.
AUGAUUUCUCCACCUUCAACGACCUCCUCUCUCAAACCCAACUCGCUUCUACCAUCAACAACCUUUCAAACCAUAACCGUCCUCGCGCUUUCCAACGAUGCGAUCUCUUCACUCUCCGGUCAGCCAAACACCAUGAUCAAGAAAAUCCUCAGCCUCCACAUCGUUUUAGAUUACUACGACAUCAAGAAACUCAAGAAUCUUAACAAGAAAUCAGCCAUGCUCACCACACUCUUCCAAUCCAACGGCCAAGCUAAAGGCCAACAAGGGUUCUUGAACGCUACCGUUAUGAAAAACGGUGAUGUUGCGUUUGGAUCUGCGGUCCCUGGGUCUACCCUUAACGCCCAGCUUGUAGACUCUGUGGCGUCACAGCCAUUUAACAUUUCGGUGCUUCACAUCAGCAGUGCUAUAAUGAUCGAUGUUAGAGCUGAUGCACCAACUGGUUCUUCUUCACCGGUUUCAUCUUCACUGAUUAUGAUGGAUCACCAUCCUCUGCUCCUGGUGCUGCUGAUGCAACUUCUGAAAAUUCCGGCUCAAGGACUAAUUCUCAGCUUGACUUGGCUUUUGCGCUGGUGA